Molecule: messenger RNA, 987 nt
Organism: Fusarium mangiferae
Lineage: Eukaryota; Fungi; Ascomycota; Sordariomycetes; Hypocreales; Nectriaceae
Exons: 3
Coding region: 1-987 (328 amino acids)
Cellular component (GO): nucleus
Molecular function (GO): DNA binding
Source: RefSeq, a predicted model, not a curated record
AUGGGCAUAAUUGAGCCCGGAACAGUCGUCACAGGCUCCCAUAGGCAAGGAUUACCAAAGCAAGUACAGCCUGGAAAUCGCGAAUGGAUUCCUGUGAUCGAGGGGAUCAACGCGGAAGGUCAAUCGAUCCCGCCGUUUAUCAUUGGUGCAGGUAAAGAUUACCUUGCCACCUGUCGCUAUCGACUCUUGAUCCUUGAUGGUCAUGAAAGUCACCAUUCCGUCGAAUUCGAGGGAUACUGCAAGGAGAACAAGAUUAUCACGCUCUGUAUGCCUGCUCAUGCCUCUCGUCUACUUCAGCCUCUUGAUGUAGGGUGCUUUGGAUCGCUGAAAAAGGCCUAUAGUCGAGAAAUAGAGCAUCUGAUCAGAUGUUUUAUAACCCAUAUCACCAAGACCGAGUUCCUUCCUGCCUCUCAUACCGCCCACCAGGCUGCGAUUACAGAAAGCAAUAUCAAAGGAGGCUUUAGAGGAGCUAGGCUUGCUCCCUUUGACCCAGAACAUGUCAUCUCAAAGCUUGAUGUACAGCUACGGACUCCAACGCCUCCCGUCGAGACUUCAAGGACCCCAAAGACAGUAGUAGAAGCCCAAUCGCAUUCUAAAUAUCUGCAAGGAAGGAUCAGAACACAUAAAAGCAGCUCCCCUGAGUCAAUAAUUCAAGCCGUCAAGUAYUUUGAGAAGUCAACAAYUAAUCUUAUGGAUCAGAUGGCCUUACUAUAUAAGAGGAAUCAGCAACUUGAACAGCAGAAUAAGACAGUAGGGCGGCGCCAGGGGGGAAGAAGGACUACGGUACGGAAGGAAGGUGCUUUAACUAUAACGGAACCAUCACAAGUACUCGAUCAAAUAGAUAUUGAUGCGCAGGUGACAGCUGAAUCCUCAAGAGGUAUUCAAGGAAGGUCCCGAGUAUCAAAGCCUCGGCAAUGUAGUAUUUGCGGAAAUACUGGGCAUACUACAAGGACCUAUCAAGAGUCAAUUGAGGUCAAUAGGGAAUAG